Molecule: messenger RNA, 2329 nt
Organism: Carassius auratus (goldfish)
Lineage: Eukaryota; Metazoa; Chordata; Actinopteri; Cypriniformes; Cyprinidae
Product: mannan-binding lectin serine protease 1-like
Exons: 12
Coding region: 97-2328 (743 amino acids)
Biological process (GO): complement activation; proteolysis
Cellular component (GO): extracellular region
Molecular function (GO): serine-type endopeptidase activity; calcium ion binding
Source: RefSeq, a predicted model, not a curated record
GAGAACUCAUUGUAAACAUGCAAUGUGACUUGUGGAGAAAAACUAGAGUUCAGACGGGAACGCAGCACCUUUCCAACGUACAGAGAGAAAUAAGUCAUGGAGCUUACACGUGUCAUUGUGAUCUUGGCCCAGUGCGUAUGGCCCUCGUGGACUCAAGUCAUCCACCUCACGGACAUGUAUGGGACCAUCAAGUCUCCAAACUUUCCUGAAUCCUAUCCGAAAGAGAUUGAUCUACAGUGGAAUAUAACUGUGCCAGAAGGAUAUCAAAUCCGACUCUAUUUUAAGCAUUUCGACAUUGAGCCCUCAUACUUGUGUGAAUAUGACUACUUGAAGGUAUACUCAGACACUGAAGAGCUGGCCGUGUUUUGUGGAAAAGAGAAUACAGACACAGAACAGGUCCCCGCUGGUGAUGUCAUCAUUUCCCCCAGGAACGUGCUCAGUGUGGCCUUCCGUUCAGACUUUUCCAAUGAGGAACGCUACUCUGGCUUCGAGGCUCACUUUAGUGCGAUUGAUGUAGAUGAAUGCAGAGACCGGAAUGAUGAAGAUCUUGCCUGUGAUCAUUUCUGUCAUAACUACAUUAGCGGUUUCUACUGUUCUUGUCGUUACGGGUUCCUGCUUCAUUCUGACAACAGAACUUGCAAAGUGGAGUGUAAUGAAAACGUGUACACCGAGCGCUCUGGAGUGAUCACCAGUGCUGAUUUCCCUAAACCGUACCCCAAAAGCUCUGACUGCAUGUACCGCAUUGAGGUGGAGGAGGGUUUUCAAAUCACCCUGGAGUUUGAUGACACUUUUGACAUUGAAGACCACCCUGAAGUCACCUGCCCCUAUGACUUUAUCAAAAUUAAUGCAGGAGACAAGGAGUUUGGCCCGUUUUGUGGUGAGCAGUCACCAGGGAAGAUCCAGACAGGAAGUAACACAGCCAGCGUCCUGUUUCACAGUGACAACUCUGGAGAGAAUCUCGGCUGGAAACUCACUUACACCUCCACUGGUUCUGAAUGCUCUCCUCUUGCGGCGCCCCUCAAUGGACACCUGGAGCCUCUGCAGUCUAAUUACGUCUUCAAAGAUCACAUUAUGCUGACCUGUGACCCUGGAUACUCGCUGAGACAGGGUGAUAAAGAAUUUGAGCACUAUCAGAUUGAGUGUCAGAGGGAUGGGAAAUGGAGCAGUGACGUCCUGCUGUGUAAAAUGGUCGACUGUGGUCCAGUGGAUGUAGUUUUGGGUGAGGUGGUUUUUGAGAGCUCUGGAAACAGUACCGUGUUUGGAUCCAGAAUCCAGUACAGCUGCAGAGACUCUCGCCAGCUCAACAACACUUACACCUGUCAUCAGAGCGGGGAAUGGGUGAGUGAGGACGGGACACCACUGCCCUCCUGUCCAGCAGGAGAUUUAGAAAGAACCUUGAGUACCAAUCCCGAAUCUCAACUUCCUACUCCUCUAGCAAACACCUCUCUUGCAUGUGGUGAGCAGUCACAGCUCUUCCCAGACCAGCAGAAGCGAAUCGUUGGUGGGAGAACAGCAUCUCCAGGUCUGUUUCCCUGGCAGGUUCUGCUCUCAGUAGAGGACAUGUCCCGGGUCCCUAAGGUCUGCUUGUUUGGCAGCGGUGCUCUCCUCUCCUCAACCUGGGUUCUCACAGCCGCUCAUGUGCUCAGAUCUCACCGCCUUGAUCUUUCCGUUGUACCUGUUGCUUCUGAACACAUCCGUGUGCACUUGGGCCUCACGGAUGUAAGGAAUAAGCACUUGGCCACCAACCGGUCCGUAGCAAAAGUCAUCCUCCAUCCUCAUUUUGAUCCUCAAAACUACAACAAUGACAUUGCUCUGGUUAAACUCAGCCAGGAGGUGGUGCUGUCUGCGUUAAUACGGCCCGUCUGUCUACCAAGGCCUGGUGUAGAUGGUCAUGCCCUAAUGCCUCUGCCCAACACACUGGGUAUAGUUGCCGGUUGGGGCAUUAACAUGGCCAAUGCUUCUGGCUCCUCCAGUGGCUUGACUUCCGAUUCCAGCACCGUUUCCGAGCUGCUCCAGUAUGUGAAGCUCCCGGUUGUGCCGCAGGAUGAAUGUGAAGCCAGUUAUGUGUCACGCUCUGUCAACUACAACAUCACCAGCAAUAUGUUUUGCGCUGGCUUUUACGAAGGCGGUCAGGACACCUGUUUGGGGGACAGUGGGGGAGCAUUUGUCACCCAGGACACCCGCAGUGGCAGAUGGGUGGCACAAGGACUGGUGUCCUGGGGUGGGCCAGAGGAUUGUGGCAGUCAGAGGAUGUAUGGGGUGUACACUCGGGUGACAAACUACGUCCACUGGCUACACAGGCACAUGGAUGUGGACCGCUGGUGGUGAA